Molecule: messenger RNA, 624 nt
Organism: Entrophospora sp. SA101
Lineage: Eukaryota; Fungi; Glomeromycota; Glomeromycetes; Entrophosporales; Entrophosporaceae
Source: the annotation of a GenBank genome assembly
AUGCCAUCAAGGACAUAUUUGGCAUUCAGCCAUCAACGGUAUACAAGUCUUAAAUGUGUAAGAAAUUUGGACACAUGGUGUCCUCACUGUUCAGGUAAUGCAAAAAUUUCCAUUGAAGAAGCUAGAAAAAUCGCGACUAAAAAUAAAGGAUUAUGUCUUUCUGAAACGUAUAAUGGUGCACAUACAAAAUUAAAAUGGCAGUGUGAAAAAAAGCAUGAAUGGUAUGCAACCGUGGAUAAAGUAAAAAAUUUAGAUAAACGGUGUCCAUUUUGUCCAUAUAAGAGACAAGAACUCUGCAAGGAAAUAGUGAUGAAAUUAUUAGGCCCACCAUCUGAUAUACGUAGACCAUAUUUCUUAAAAACUCCUGAUCAUCCGUUAGGGCUUGAACUUGAUGUAUACUAUCCACAGUACGAUUUUGCUGUCGAAGUUCAAGGUAUACAACAUGAAUGCUUCCAUGCUUUCUUUCACAAAAACCAAAAGGAUUUUGAAAAGCAGUUUGCACGGGAUCAGCUAAAAAAAGAACAUUGUGAUAAAAAUCGGAUAUUACUUAUCAAAGUAUGGUAUUAUGAAGACCUUUAUUUAGUGAUCCCUCGAAGACUUAAAGAUCUUGGUCUUAUUUCUUAA